CAUGUGUUUCAGGUGGCUGAAGCACUUCUAAAUCCUCUCGGUGAAGACGAUGAUGAUCUCGAGUGCAAUUACGUCAUCGAUAAAAAUCUUAUCACUGGGUAUUCGAUGGUAGAGGAGAACUUGGCAAAGAUCCCUACGCAGAAAAAAGACGAUUUCUGGGGAAUCGACAAAAUCGCUCCCCUAUACAGUAUCGAGUCCGCAGAGCGAUCGGUGCAUCCAUUGGUCGGCAGUGCGAGUAAAAUCAAGUAA
Molecule: messenger RNA, 249 nt
Organism: Haemonchus placei
Lineage: Eukaryota; Metazoa; Nematoda; Chromadorea; Rhabditida; Trichostrongylidae
Source: the annotation of a GenBank genome assembly